Heteronotia binoei (common prickly gecko) is the source of this 3050-nucleotide messenger RNA. Its product is annotated as oocyte zinc finger protein XlCOF6-like. The transcript has 6 exons. The record is from RefSeq and is a predicted model, not a curated record. Lineage: Eukaryota; Metazoa; Chordata; Lepidosauria; Squamata; Gekkonidae. Gene Ontology annotation, molecular function: DNA-binding transcription factor activity, RNA polymerase II-specific; RNA polymerase II cis-regulatory region sequence-specific DNA binding. Bases 155 to 2647 code for a protein of 830 amino acids. Gene Ontology annotation, biological process: regulation of transcription by RNA polymerase II.
GACAAAGGGAGGGGCGGAGAGGGAAAGAGAAGGGGCGGGGACUGAGACAGGCAGAAGUCGGGGAAAGCCUGGCAGCUGAGCCUGGGAAGGUUUGCUCUGAAGUAGGUCCUUUCAGUCCUGGAUGCAAAAGCCAGGUGAAUAAAAAAGACAACCCAUGAGAAAGGGGGAGGAGAUGGAGGAGAAGGACCUCAAAGGCCCUGGAACUGGGAGGAUAUCAAAGGAAGGUCCCCAUUCCCUCCAAGCAGGGAGUGGUGCUGAAUUCUGGGAGAGAGCCAUGCCAGAGAUCUUGGUUCAGGACCCUGUGACUGCAGAUGUACGCAGCCGAUGCUUCCGGCAGUUCAGUUACCAGGAGGCUGAUGGGCCCCGAGAGGUUUGCAGCCGGCUCCACGGACUUUGUAAGGACUGGCUGGAGCCAGAGAGGCGCACCAAGAAGGAGAUGGUGGACCUGGUGAUCCUGGAGCAGUUCCUGGCCAUCCUGCCACAGGAAGUGCAGGGCUGGGUGAGAGGAUGCGGGCCAGAGAGCAGUUCCCAGGCAGUGGCCCUGGCCGAAGGUUUCCUCCUGAGUCAGGCAGAGGAGAAGAGGCAGGCACAGCAGAUAUGGGGAGGAUCCAUGAAGGUGGAAGCAGAGGCAGAAGGAGCUCCAUCAGAGGAAGGUCAGAGGGUGCCGGCCCAGGAGCGUGCCCAAGAUGCCCUGUCAAGUGGCAGUGAAGAGAUGUUAUCAAGUUGUUUUCUUUACAGAGAAGUGGAAACGCCUCCUCAGCCUCUGGUCCAGUCUUCGUAUUCCUUUGAGGAGGUGGCCGUGUAUUUCACCGUGGCAGAGUGGAGCCUGCUGGAUCCGGACCAAAAAGCUCUCUACAGGGAGGUCAUGCUGGAGAACUAUGGGAGCGUUGCUUUCCUGGCAGGGGAUGAUCAGAGGAAUGAGAAGGGUGAGGAACAGCAGCAUCUAUCGCCAGAUGAAGUCAAGGAUGAAGAUGUGAGCAGAAACAUUCAAGGCAGGCCUCAAAGACAGAAAGUCAGCCACAGGGUGAAGAAGAGGGACACAUCUGUUCCUUGCCAAGGGAGGGAUUUCCAAGAAGUAAUUCAUAUGCUGGAGGAUACAUACAAGUGCUGGGAGUGUGGAAUGAACUUCUCAGAUCAAACCCAAUAUAAUGUCCAUUUUGGAAUACACGCUGGAAAGAAGACUCAUCAGUGCCUGGAGUUUGGAAAGGCCAUGACUGGCAGAGCAGAGUUCUUUCCACAUCUAAGAACACAGACAGAAGAGAAACCUUAUAGCUGCUCAGACUACGACGAGAACUUCUCAAACAAAUCGGAGCCUUUUCAACACCAAAUAAUUCAUUCAGCAGAAAAGCCUUUCAUCUGUUCAGAGAGUGGAAUGAUGUUCUUGGAUGGAAGAAAGAGUAAUACACAUUUUUCAAAGCACAGUAUAAUGAAGCUGUGUAAAUGCUUUUGGUGUGGAAUGUAUUUUAAAUACAGAUCACAGCUCCUCGUGCACCAAAGGAUUCAUUCAGGAGACAAACCUUUUGAAUGCUCAGACUGUGGGAAGAGAUUCAGUCAUAGUUUUCUUCUUAAAAAGCAUAGAAGAACCCACACAGGGGAGAAGCCUUUUGAAUGCUCAGAGUGUGGGAAGAGAUUCAGUCACAGUAGCACUCUUCACCGUCAUUUAAGAACCCACAGAGGGGACAAGCCUUUUGAAUGCUUAGAAUGCAGGAAGAGAUUUAGUCAGAGUAGCCAUCUUCAGCGUCAUUUAAGAACCCACACAGGAGAGAAGUCUUUUGAAUGCUCAGUGUGUGGGAAGAGAUUCAGUCAAAAUGGUUCUCUUCAACAUCAUUUAAGAACCCACACAGGGGACAAGCCUUUUGAAUGCUCAGAGUGUGGGAAGAGAUUCAGUCGGACUAGCCAUCUGCAACGUCAUUUAAGAACCCACACAGGGGAGAAGCCUUUUGAAUGCUCCGAGUGUGGAAAAAGAUUCAGUCGGAGUAGCCAUCUUCAGCAACAUUUAAGAAGCCACACAGGGGAGAAGCCUUUUGAAUGCUCAAAGUGUGGGAAGGGAUUCAGUUGGAGCAGCCAUCUUCAACAUCAUUUAAGAAUUCACACAGGGGAGAAGCCUUUUGAGUGCUUAGUAUGCAGGAAGAGAUUCAAAAGCAGCGGCAAUCUUCAAUGUCAUCUAAGAACUCACACAGGGGAGAAGCCUUUUGAAUGCUCAAAGUGUAGGAAGAGAUUCAGUCAAAUUAGCCAUCUUCAAAAUCAUCUAAGAACCCACACAGGAGAGAAGCCUUUUGAAUGCUCAGAGUGUGGGAAGAGAUUCAGUGACAGGAGCAGUCUCCGAAAUCAUCAGAGAACUCACACAGGCGAAAGGCCUUUUGAAUGCUCAGAGUGUCAGAAGAGAUUCCGUAAGAGAAGCACUCUUCAAGAGCAUCAAAGAACCCACACAGGGGAGAAGCCUUUUGAAUGCUCAGAGUGUGGGAAGAGAUUUUGUCAGAAUGGUGCUCUUCGAAGUCAUCUAAGAACCCACACAGGGGAGAAGCCUUUUGAAUGUUCAGUGUGUGGGAAGAGAUUCAGCAGAAAAGCCAGUCUUCAAGGUCAUCUAACUACGCACAUAGGGGAGAAGGCUUUUGAAUGCUCAAGAGUGCAGGAAGGGAUGCAGUGACAGUAGCAGUCUUCAAAAACAUCUGAGAAUACGUACAGGAGAGAAGCCUUUUGAAUGCUCAGAGUGUGUGAAGCAAUUCAGCAGAAGUGGCAGUCUUCCUGGUCGUCUAACAAUCCACACAGGGUAGAAACCUUUUGAAUGCUCAGAGUGUGGGGAGAGAUUCUGUUACAGUAGCACUCUUCAUACUCAUUUAAGAACUCACACAGGGGAGAAGCCUUUUAAAUGUGCAGAGUGUGGGAAGAGAUUUAGUUGGAGUACCCAUUGUUGCAGGAUUUAUUUUGUAUUAAAUAAAUUAAGUUCUGUAUUAAUGUUAACUAAACUGUUUUGCUUUUCUAUCCAUAUAUUUUAAGCCUUCUGUCCAGAGAAGAAACUUGGAGUCUAAUAAAGAUCAUCUGUAAAUGUA